AUGAUCCCACUCACAGAUUACCCACUCCUGUCGCUCUUCUUUAGUUGCGUCUUAUCAAACUGGCAGAUGAACAACAGCAGCAAACCGACUUGCCUGCUUCCACAUUGGCAUAAGCGACCCUCUUAUGGAGAUGAUAGAUUCUUUAUUUCUGUGUUUUUUCUCGUUAUCUAUCUCAUUCAUUUUAUCUCUCUUUAUCGUUAUCCCAAUCUCUUUAUAUCUAUCUAUCUAUCUAUCUAUCUAUUUAUCUAUCUAUCUGUUGUUGCAGUUUAUUUUUCCUGUCUCUUUAUCUAUCUCAUUCUCUUUAUAUCUCUCUUACACGCUUUUCAAUCUCUUUAUAUCUAUCUAUCUAUCUAUCUAUCUAUCUAUCUAUCUAUCUAUCUAUGUGUCAAUCAUCUUCCUCUUCCUCCAUCUAUAUCAGUGUUAAUUAUAUAUGUAUAUGUCCUAUUUUUUCAUUAUCUAUCUAUCUAUAUAUCUAUCUAUGUAUCUCCGCAUGUCUAUUCUAUUAAUAUCUAUCUAUCUAUGGAAUUAUUUUACUCUGAUCAUAUAUCUACUUUUAUCGGUAUUUUCUUUUUUCUUUCUUUCUAUCUAUCUAUCUAUCUAUCUAUCUAUCUAUCUAUCUAUCUGAGUCAUUUAAUAAUCUAUCCGUCUCUUCGUUUCAUAUCUAUCUAUCUAUCUAUCUAUCUAUCUAUCUAUCUAUCUAUCUAUCUAUCUUUGUCACUCUCAGCGUUCGUCCUCUAUACCCUUCCUCUUCCUACUCCUUCUCCUCCUUCUCUCUUCCUCCCACUCUUCCUCCGUAUAACAUUUUGGGUUUAUUUGCUUCUGGAUUUUGUCCUCCUCCUCCUUUCUUUUUCUUCUUCUUCUUCCUUGGCUCUCUUCUUCUUCUUCUUCUUCUUCUUCUUCUUCUUCUUCUUCUUCUUCUCCUCCUCCUCUUCCUCCUACUCCUCCUCCUUCUUCUUCUUCUUCUUCUUGAUUCCCAUUGCCUCUAUCUCUAGCAACCUUUUGCUCACCUAUUAUUUUCUUCUUCUUUUUGUCCUCCUCCUCCUCCUUCUUCUUCUUCUUCUUCCGUCCACACCCAAUUCGCAGACAUUCCUUUUGUCCCUCCGUUUUUCCAACUCCUUCUCCAUCUCCCAAACUACUACUACCACCACCACCACCUCCACCAUUUUUGAUCUUCUCAUAUCAUUCAUUCUUUUCCACACUAAAUUAAUUGAUUUUGUCAAUCUCACUUAUGGAAAUCCUCUCGAUUUUUUAUUCUACAUUUUUUAUUUUCUUCGCUCAUUUCUCUCUCGCUUUUUUUCUUUUUCUUCUAGCUCUUUUUUUUUACUCACUUUGUCUUUUCAUUUUCAUUAUUUAAAAGUUUUCUCUCUGAUUUUUUAUUAUUAUUUCAAUUGUCUUCAAAUACCUAUCUCUCUUCCAUCUCUUGGCGCUUUUCCUUUUUCUCCUCUCACUAAUUCCCCAUUCUUUUCACUUACUCGUCUACUUCUCCUUUAUAUCACUUAUUCGUCAGUGUCUAUCGUUUACUUAUUCGUCAGUGUCUAUCUCUUAUUCAUGUUUAACGUUUACUUAUUUAUCAGUCUCUGUCACUUAUUCCUUAAUGUCUUAUUUGUCAGUUUAUAUCACUUAUUCGUCAGUGUAUCUCUCUUACUUAUUCGUCAAUGUCUAUCGCUUAAUUAUUUAUGUCUCCCUUUUACUUAUUUAUCUGUCUCUGUCACAUAUUCGUCAGUGUCUAACAUUUACUUAUUUGUCCGUCUCUAUCAUUUACUUAUUUGUCAGUGUCUAUCGUUAACUUAUUUGUCAGUGUCUAUUUCUUACUUAUUCGUUAAUAUCUCUUUCUAA
Messenger RNA from Acanthosepion pharaonis, 1836 nucleotides. Lineage: Eukaryota; Metazoa; Mollusca; Cephalopoda; Sepiida; Sepiidae. The record is from the annotation of a GenBank genome assembly.